GUUUGGAAGGAAGACAUCAAACUGAAAACAAGCGGAGACAGCCGGUGGCACAACCGAGAUGAGAGCGUGAAGGUACUCGCCGCCAUAUGCGUGUGGCCGUACUAUUUCGCACGUACAGAAAAGGAAACGUAAAAAGGAAAAGAAAAUCUAUGCAAAGUGUCAUCACUUGGCGCAUGACCAACAAAUUGCAUAAAAACUGUAUAUAACAGUAGCCAAACAGCUGAUUCCAGACCUGAGUUCUUACUCCUUAAUCUUUCAUCACUUAGGGCUUUCAAAUUCUGGAGCUUAAGUUUAAAGGUAUGUGAAUUUGGGACAAGGGUUUUCUUUUAUUUUCACAAAAAAGAAAAAAUUAAAUUUUCAGUCCAUUUUGAGUAAAUUUGAUUCUGAAAACCAGCAGCUUGAUCAUCACUCGGGUAUGUAACUGCAUAAGGAACAACUGACUGUGCUUUUGCUAUGGAGUUGAAGUCAAAGCACCUGACUCGGUCUUGACUUAGCAUUUGCUUUUCUAGCAUUUGUUGUUUCUUCAAAUGUAGAAUAAUGACUAGUGCUGAAUCCUUCAUCAAUGUUCAUGAUCAUGGCACUGCUGUAGAUAAGAAAAAGGUUAGAGUUCAAUGCAACUAUUGCGGUAAAGUGGUCAGUGGAUUCUUUCGUCUCAAAUGCCACUUAGGAGGUGUAGGGAAAGAUGUUAUCCAUUGUGAAAAAGUUCCUGAAAAUGUGAAGACACUAUUUAGAAAUAUGUUAGAAGAAAACAAAAAAGUGAGUCUUACAAAGGAAGUUGGAAAACUAUCUCAGCCAUAUCUCCCAUCAAAGAGAAAUUUGUCUCCUGCUUUGGAUUGCUUCAAGCAUAUCAAGCAUGAAGCUAGUCAAACUGCUAGUUGUGGGAGCAGAAACCAGGCAGAGAUUGAUUCUGUGGUAGAAGAUUCUGUAACAGAACAUCAUCUGAUUCAUAACAGAAAAAUUGAUUCAAACUCAGCCAUAGACGGUGAAGAAAAAGAAGAUGCAUUGUCAAGGCAGAUUAAAAAAUGCAUUGGCAGAUUUUUCUACGAAACGGGUAUUGAUUUCAGUGCUGCCAAUUAUCCUAGCUUCAGAAGAAUGCUUAAUGCAACUCUUGGCAAUGGCCAGGUGAAAAUUCCUACUCUUCAGGAGUUGAAAGGGUGGAUUCUCUGGGAUGAAGUGAAAGAUAUGCGACAUUAUGCGAAUAACAUUAGACAUUCAUGGACCAGCACUGGAUGCAGUGUUCUGUUGGAUGGAUGGGUCAAUGAGAAGGGUCAACAUCUAGUUAAUUUUGUGGUGGAAUGUCCUGAGGGUCCAAUUUAUCUUCGUUCAGAUGAUGUUUCAGCUAUCAUCAAUGAUAUAGAUGCUCUGCAAUCAUUACUUGAUGGAGUUAUCGAGGAGGUAGGGAUUAACAAUGUAGUUCAAAUUGUAGCAUGUUCGACAACAGGCUGGGUGGGAGAUGUUGGCAUGCAGUUUAUGGUUAAACGUAGGACAGUUUUCUGGAGUGUUAGUGUAUCCUAUUGUAUCAAGCUCAUGCUAGAGAAGAUAGCAACAUUAGAUUGCAUUCAAGGGACACUAGACAAGGCUGGGAUCAUUACAAAGUUUAUUCAUGGACAUGGGGAACUUUUGAAGCUUAUGAAAAAUCAUACCCAUGGCUGUGACUUAAUAAAGCCAUCCAAGAUGAAAUUUGCUGUGCCUUUCUUGACCUUAGAGAAUAUCGUUUCAGAAAAGAAGAACUUGAAGGACAUGUUUACUUCAUCUGAGUGGUUGACCUCAGCCUGGGCUUCCAGUCCGAAGGGAAAGAGAGUGGUUAGUCUGAUGGAGGAUCUCUCUUUCUGGACUGGAGCUGAGAUGACCUUGAAGGCAACUAUACCGCUGCUACGUGUUCUCAACUUGAUUACUGAGACUAAUAAACCGCAAGUGGGUUACAUAUAUGAAACAAUGGAUCAAGCAAAAGAGACAAUUAAAGGGGAAUUUAAAAACAAGAAAUCACAAUAUAUGCCUUUCUGGCAAGUAAUUGAUGAGAUCUGGGACAACCAUCUCCAUAGCCCUUUACAUGCUGCUGGCUAUUAUUUAAAUCCGAGUCUGUUUUAUUCGACUGAUUUCUACAGUGAUCCUGAAGUUGCUUUUGGCCUGUUAUGUUGUAUUGUUCGUAUGGUACAAGAUCAGCACACGCAAGAUCUAAUAUCUUCACAGCUUGAUGAGUAUAGACAUGCUAGAGGUGCAUUCAAAGAUGGGAGUGCCAUUGACAAAAGAAUCAAUGUCUCUCCAGUACAGUGGUGGUCUACUUAUGGGAAACAAUAUCCGGAGCUGCAAAAAUUUGCUGUGAGAAUCCUAAGCCAGACUUGUGAGGGUGCUUCGAGAUAUGGGCUGAAGAGGAGUUUGGCUGAAAUGCUUCCUAGGAAUGGAUCGAAUUGUAUUGAGCAUAAAGAGUUAAAUGAUUUGACCUAUCUUCACUAUAACAUGCACUUGCAGAACACACAAUUCGGCAUUGAAAGUGAUCUUGAUGCUGAGGAGAUUUAUCUGAUAGAUGAUUGGAUUGUAGACGAAACGCUGGAGACUGCGCCCAGCAAUGGGGGCUAAGAGCAAACGGGAGGUAGGCGGCAAUGAAGCCACUGUCAAAUGUUAAUGCAGAAGAAUCAUGUAAAAUCAAGCGAAAGGAGGAUCCUAGCUUACAUGUAUAGAUGCAAAUCUGUUUUUUGAAAUUGCAGUUCAAACAUUUGUAACUUGAGUUUUUUAACCAUUUUGCGUUUAUAUUUUUGUCAGCUGGUGAUAGUUACCAAUUUUGAAAUCUGCAUCUCUUUCUUGAUAAUGAGACUAAUCAUGGACAUGGAGGUGAUCAUAGCGAUAUAGAAAUCCAAUUAUGGGAA
Jatropha curcas is the source of this 2864-nucleotide messenger RNA. RefSeq lists its product as uncharacterized. Lineage: Eukaryota; Viridiplantae; Streptophyta; Magnoliopsida; Malpighiales; Euphorbiaceae. The record is from RefSeq and is a predicted model, not a curated record. Gene Ontology annotation, molecular function: protein dimerization activity.